AUGCCUGAGUCUCCCCUCAGUCCCGCGGCUGCUCGUCAAACCCCGGCAGCCAGCAGCCUCCUCAGUCACACAGACAACAGAGCGGGAGAGAGGGCGUCUAAUGGGGACUCCUGCAGCGGAGUGAGUGCUGAAAACUGGCAGACUCUCCACCACAAACAGGUCUUUCUGGCUAUGAUGGCUCCUCAGCAGAUGCAGCAGCUUCUGUCCCCAAACCAGCUGCAGGCUCUGAUCCACCAGAAGCAGCAAGCCCUGCUGCUCCAGCAGCAACAUCUGAAAGACUUUUACAAGAAACAACAGCAACAGAUCCAGCUACUUCAGCAGCAGUCCAGCAAGAAAAUCAAAGAACAGCUCCUCCGCGCUCAGAGGCCGGCGCUGUCCUCACCUGCACUCUCUCCAGCCUGUCUCAGCCCUGCAGACAUGCAGCAGAUAUGGAAGGAGCUCACUUUGGGGCACAAUGAAGAAAAAACCUCAACGAAGGCCAAUGAAGACGCUUCUGCUCCCAAACUGAUGUCCCCUAAAGUCCCGGGGCGAGCGAGCGGAGACCAGCAGCCUCUCUCUCCUCGCAGGGCAGAAUGCUCUGCUAAAGAUGAUCCCAUCGAGACACACGUCCUCUUCGGUCACGGUGUGUGUAACUGGCCUGGCUGUGAGUCCGCCUGUGAAAACUUCAGCCAGUUUGUCAAGCACAUGAGGCGAGAACACAACCUGGACGACAGAAGCACGGCGCAGUGCAGAGUUCAGAUGCAGGUGGUUCAGCAGCUCGAGCUUCAGCUCUGCAGAGAACGGGAGCGUCUGCAGGCGAUGAUGGCUCACCUGCAUCUGCCGACUCUGGAGGCUCGGCCGCUCUCCGCUCCGGCUCAGACGCCCCGGUCGGGUCCGCCCGCUGACCCGCGUGGGCCGCAGCUGGGCUCAGACGGCGUCAGAAACAACAGCAGCAGCCCGUCAGACCCUUCCCAGGCGUCGCCCCGGCUCCUGGACCCCGUCGGCUCCCCGUCACAGGGGUGUGAGGAAGAGCUGCUGUCUCGCUCGGCCUGCGCCGGGGCCAUCAGGCGCCAGCACCACCCUCUGGUGUUCUCUCUGUCCUCAGAAAACGAAUAUGAGCUUUACAAGAACACUGACAUCAGGCCACCGUUCACCUACGCUACGCUGAUUCGACAGGCGAUUAUGGAAGCAUCAGACAUGCAACUAACACUAAAUGAGAUUUACAACUGGUUCACACGGACGUUUGCUUAUUUCCGACGCAACGCCGCCACUUGGAAGAACGCCGUCCGCCACAACCUGAGUCUGCACAAGUGCUUUGUGCGCGUGGAGAACGUGAAAGGCGCCGUGUGGACGGUGGAUGAGGUGGAGUACCAGAGGAGGAGGUCCCAGAAGAUCGCAGGGACUCCGUCGCUGAUCAAGAACGUCUCGUCUCAUCUGGCUUACGGCAGCGUUCUGAGUGCCACUUUGCAGACGGCGCUGGCGGAGGCGUCGCUGCCUGGAUUCAAGAAGGAGAGAAGCUCACUGAGUCAAACGACAGACAGCAAGGCGGCAGACGGCGGCAGGAACGACUUCCCUCCACGAGUCCAGCAGCCAGUCUUCUUCAAAGACGAAGAUCUCAACGAUCAGGAGACCCUGUUGCCGACGCUGAAGCCUGUCGGCCCGCAGCACGACGUGACUGAACACCAAGAUCACUUGUUUGACCUUGAAUGA
Salarias fasciatus (jewelled blenny) is the source of this 1689-nucleotide messenger RNA. RefSeq names its product forkhead box protein P2-like. Gene Ontology annotation, molecular function: DNA-binding transcription repressor activity, RNA polymerase II-specific; RNA polymerase II cis-regulatory region sequence-specific DNA binding. The transcript has 15 exons. Gene Ontology annotation, biological process: regulation of transcription by RNA polymerase II. Gene Ontology annotation, cellular component: nucleus. The coding region runs from base 1 to 1689 and encodes 562 amino acids. The record is from RefSeq and is a predicted model, not a curated record. NCBI's taxonomy places the organism in Eukaryota, Metazoa, Chordata, Actinopteri, Blenniiformes, Blenniidae.